AUGGGGAGCAAAACGCAUUCGACGCCGUUGCAAAACAAGUUACAAGAACUACUCGACCGCCGACGGACAAACGCAACACUCCGUAAUCUGACAUUACCACUCCAAAAUCAGACCGACUUCUCGUCCAACGAUUUCCUGUCACUAUCCACUUCGCCACAACUCAAAUCGGAGUACCUUCAAGAGCUGCGAAGCAUUGAUUUGCCAUUGGGUAGCGGCGGGUCAAGACUCCUAGAUGGCAACUCGACGUACGCCGAACACCUGGAGCAAGAGAUUGCCAACUUCCACGGAGCUGCAUCUGGACUACUGUUCAACAGUGGUUUUGAUGCAAACGCGGGCUUCUUUGCGAGUGUACCGCAGCCGGGAGAUGUGAUAGUCUAUGAUGAGCUCGUACAUGCAAGCGUUCAUGAUGGCAUGAGGUUAUCACGAGCGGGGAAGACGAUUGCUUUUGAACACAACUCCACAUCUGCCCUAAAGAAUGUUUUGAUAGCAGUUCUUGGUGAGAAUGAGAAUGUGCGAGACAAGAGCUGUAAUGUGUUUGUGGCAUUGGAAUCCAUCUAUAGUAUGGACGGAGACGUAUGCCCUUUGAAAGAGAUGGUGGAGGUCGUAGAAGAAGUCUUGGGCCCUGAACGAGGAUACAUCGUUAUCGACGAGGCACAUUCUACUGGUGUGUUAGGACCAGAGGGGAGGGGUCUGGUAUGUGAGCUAGGCCUCGAGAAACGCGUGUUCGCACGGCUACACACGUUUGGAAAAGCGGUAGCUGCGAAUGGAGUUGCAAGUUUGUGA
Alternaria conjuncta is the source of this 783-nucleotide messenger RNA. RefSeq lists its product as uncharacterized. Gene Ontology annotation, biological process: biosynthetic process. The record is from RefSeq and is a predicted model, not a curated record. Gene Ontology annotation, molecular function: pyridoxal phosphate binding. The transcript is spliced from 2 exons. The coding region runs from base 1 to 783 and encodes 260 amino acids. Lineage: Eukaryota; Fungi; Ascomycota; Dothideomycetes; Pleosporales; Pleosporaceae.